Messenger RNA from Ascochyta rabiei, 1344 nucleotides. Its product is annotated as nuclear localization sequence binding protein. Bases 1 to 1344 code for a protein of 447 amino acids. NCBI's taxonomy places the organism in Eukaryota, Fungi, Ascomycota, Dothideomycetes, Pleosporales, Didymellaceae. The transcript is spliced from 2 exons. Gene Ontology annotation, molecular function: RNA binding. The record is from RefSeq and is a predicted model, not a curated record.
AUGGGAAAGACAAAGGUCGCCGACAAGUCGUCCAAGAAGGAGAAGAAGUCUGAGCUUUCGAGCGUCAAGGCUGGCCGUGUCACAAAGGCCGCUGAGACACCCAAGGCAAAGAGCAAGGCCACCGGCAAGGCUGCUGGCGCCGCCGUCGAGAAGAAGUCCUCCAAGAAGGCCAAGAAGGAGCCCACUCCCGAGCCAUCCAGCAGCGAGUCCGACUCUGAGGACUCCGACUCUGACUCUGAGAUCCCUGACGCGCCCGCCGCCAAGGCUGAGUCUUCCGACUCUGACAGCAGCGACAGCGAGAGCGAGGAGGAGAAGAAGCCCGCUGCCAAGGCUGACAGCUCCGACUCCGACUCCGACUCUGAGAGCGACUCUGACAGCAGCGAGGCUGAGAAGCCUGCUGCCAAGGCUGAGGCCACUUCCGACUCCGACUCCGACUCCGACGCCGACUCGUCCGACUCCUCUGACAGCGACGAGGAGGAGGCCCCUUCGAAGAAGCGCAAGGCCGAGGAGGCUGCUGAGCCUGUUGUCAAGAAGUCCAAGACUGAGGAUGCCCCCGCCGCCGCCCAGGGUAUUGCCAACCUUUUCGUUGGCAGCCUCAGCUGGAACAUUGACGAGGACUGGCUCCGCCGCGAGUUCGAGCACUUCGGUACCAUCACCGGCUGCCGUGUCAUCACCGACCGUGAGACGGGCCGCUCCAAGGGUUUCGGAUACGUCGAGUUCGAGUCUGCCGCCGAUGCUGCCAAGGCUCAGAAGGAGAUGAUGGGAUACGAGCUUGAUGGCCGUGCCCUCAACGUCGACUUCUCUACUCCCCGUGAGAAGCCCGCCAACAAGACCUUCGACCGCGCCAACAAGUACGGCGACAAGCGUUCCGCUCCCAGCAACACUCUCUUCCUCGGCAACCUCUCCUUCGACUGCAACAACGACCUUGUCCAGGAGGCUUUCCAGGAGUACGGCAGCGUCUCUCGUGUCUCUCUCCCCACCGACCGUGAGACUGGUGCGCUCAAGGGCUUCGGGUACGUCGACUUCUCUUCCACUGAGGAGGCUACUGCUGCUCUCGAGGCUCUGAACGGUGCCGAGAUUGCCGGCCGUGCGAUCCGUCUCGACUACGCUGCUGCUCGUGAUGACAGCAACGGUGGAGGCCGUGGCGGAUUCGGUGGCGGUCGCGGUGGUGGCCGUGGUGGCCGCGGUGGCUUCGGCGACCGUGGUGGUCGUGGCGGCCGUGGAGGCGGUCGUGGUGGCUUCGGCGACCGUGGCGGCCGUGGUGGUCGCGGUGGCCGUGGUGGUGGUUCGUUCAACCGUGGUGGCUUUGGUGACUUCAAGGGCUCCAAGGUCAGCUUCGACUAA